Cryptomeria japonica (Japanese cedar) is the source of this 1480-nucleotide messenger RNA. RefSeq lists its product as uncharacterized. Lineage: Eukaryota; Viridiplantae; Streptophyta; Pinopsida; Cupressales; Cupressaceae. The record is from RefSeq and is a predicted model, not a curated record. The transcript is spliced from 9 exons. The coding region runs from base 267 to 1184 and encodes 305 amino acids.
GCAAACAGGCUUGUCCUAGCCACCCAAAUCGUAGAUUGAUUGGAUUAGGUAGGGAAUGUAACACAGUCAAUAAUUUAUGGACUAUUUGAUGCAGGGCCAUCCACAUCGCACUCCACAAUAUCCACACCAAAGCUUAGGCCCCACCCAUUUUGGGGUGUUUAGCCUUUGCUUUGGCUCGAUCGAAUGUUUUUAUUCCCUGCUGCCUGCCUGCUUACAAUUUACUAUGUCUUUCAUUCUUAACUUCCACAGUUUCUCAUGUUGCAAUAAUGCCAAUGUUGGCAUCUCCCAACAUGCAAACUGCUCUUGGUUUUUCUGGAAUUAUUUUCAGUUGGAUGAAUAGGGGCUCUGCACCCAGAUGCUCAAUUUCUCAUUCGGGUUGUUGGGCUAAGCCUUACAACAACUAUUAUCACCAUCAAAGUUUCCUUCCAAGGAAAAUGCCAGGAACGAUUACGUGGGCUGCAAAUGGACAAGGACCAGAGAUUGCUGAAAAUAUUCCCAAACCUUUGGGUAAAAGAAAAGUUGUGGAACAUGUUGUCCUUUUCCGAACAAAGGAAGGAUUCUCAGAUGAGAAAGAGAAGGAUAUGCUAGAUUUUCUAUAUACUUCCCAGUAUUACAUGAAAGGAAUCAUUGCCAUUUCAUUGGGUCGUAUUCUCAAUGAGAAUGUUGAAGGAUGUACUCAUGCUCUUUAUAUGCGUUUUCCUUCAAAAGAGGUUCUGGCUCAGUACUAUAGAAAUCCAUUUCAAUCAAGAGUUCUCAAUGAGUAUAUCAUUCCAUAUUGCCAUGGGUCAAUUUCUUUAGAUUUUGAAGCGGAAGUACAGGAUGAUAUCAUACCUUUAUUUCGCAGGGGAGAGGAUUUUGAAUAUGGUGUGGAAUUUUUCCUUUUGAUUUCAGUCAAAGAACAUGUUUCAGUGUAUUCUAUUAGAGAAGCAUUAGAUGCAUUUAAAAAUCUGAUACAGGACUUUGGAUCAACAAUCAUACAGCACACUCAAGGAAGCAAUUUAAGCAACAAUAACAAGGACUACACACAUGGAAUUGUCAUACGAUUUCCAUCAGAAGAGGCUUUAAACAUUUUUACCAGCAGCUCAUUGUAUGCUGAUGUAUGGAAACAGAAAAUUUUUCCUAUCUCAGGAAAGACUUUGAUGGUUUAUGUUUUAAUUGAUCCUGUCGGUAAAACACUCAUGUAGAAGAAACAUUCUAGCAUCACCAAGCUAACCUCUUCUUAAAUGGAAUAGUAGCGCCCCGCUUCUGUUAGUGCCUGAGCAUACAACUUUCUUUCUUCUGACAGAAUGAUAUUAGGAAUCAGUUUAUUUUCGGCAUUAAAUCUGUUGUUUUCUUUUUUCUCAUUCUGUUCUUGGCAUUGUUGUAAUAAUUGACUGGUGCAUAUGCCUUGGAUUUCUAAGAGAUUUAUGUUGUCCUAGUAUGCUGAAUUGAGUAACAUUUGUCGUACCAUUUCAUUUUUUAUUAAGUUAAUUUUUUUUUU